Molecule: messenger RNA, 1448 nt
Organism: Vigna unguiculata (cowpea)
Lineage: Eukaryota; Viridiplantae; Streptophyta; Magnoliopsida; Fabales; Fabaceae
Gene: FUS5
Product: Proteasome component (PCI) domain protein
Cellular component (GO): COP9 signalosome
Source: RefSeq, a predicted model, not a curated record
UUUCUCUUGGGAGACGCAUCACUCAUCACCAGGUUGGGACUAAGGUCUCUCUCACUUUCCGAAAAACUCUAAUUUACAAAAAUCUUAUAAUCCUCGAAUCCUCAGUCGAAACCCUAAUCCCGAAACAUUCGAUUUUUCCCUCAAUUCAAUCGUUUUUUCCCUUUCGAAAAAACCCUAGUUUGUUCCUCGCUCUUAGAGAUGGACAUCGAGCAGAGGCAAUCGGAGCUCAUCGAUCACUUCGUCAAGCGAGCUUCCGCAGUCUCCGACGCCGCUGCACUCGCCUCCGUCCUCGUCGAAGCCACUUCUCACCCUUCGCUAUUCGCCUUUUCCGAGAUUCUCGCUCUUCCCAAUGUUCUUCAGCUUGAAGCAACCGAGAAUUCUGCUUUCCUUGAUAUGCUUCGGUUGUUUGCACACGGAACGUGGAGUGAUUACAAGAGUAAUGCUGACCGUCUACCACAAUUGAUACCUGAUCAGAUCCUCAAGCUUAAGCAACUUACAGUUCUUACGCUAGCUGAAACACACAAGGUAUUACCCUAUGACCAAUUGAUGCAGGAGUUAGAUGUGACAAAUGUUCGUGAACUUGAAGAUUUUCUAAUUAAUGAAUGCAUGUAUGCGGGAAUAGUCCGUGGAAAGUUGGAUCAAUUGCGACGAUGCUUUGAGGUCCAAUUUGCAGCAGGAAGGGACUUGAGGCCUGAUCAACUUGGGAAUAUGAUCCAGACUCUCUCUAACUGGUUGACUACCUCAGAAAGUCUGCUUGUUUCAAUCCAAGAGAAGAUCAAAUGGGCAGAUGCUAUGAGUGAAAUUGACAAGAAGCACAGGAAGGAUGUGGAGGAGAAGGUGGAAGAAGUAAAGAAGUCUAUUUUCAAGGCCGACAUCGACUUCAGAGGCCAUGAGGAGAUCUGCUCUGAAUCUGGUGGAGUGAUGGAUUAUGAAGAAGAUCGAAGCCGACCAAAGAGGAGGCGGCAUCCAAUAUCUUGAAGAUUGUAGUAGAUAAAGGAGCUCAUUGGAUGAGUUCUUUAGUUGCUUGCCUGACUUUUAUUCAUGGCAUGCGUCCACAGAGGGAAUCAGCUUUUGCAGACAAGUAUAUAUCUCAUCGAUAUUACUCGUCUGUCACACCACAAGGCGAGAUAGGAACAAGGAGAAAAAAAAGGGGGAAACCUGUUAAUUUCUUCGAGUUUGUAUUUAGGAAAAUUGAUGGUGUUUCUCGAACCAUUUUAAUCUAAUACUGAGUUGGCAAGAACAAGCUGAGAUGGUGGUGCGGCUAUUUAUUUUUGGGUUGCUGAAUUUAUACUAUUUUCUUUUGUAUUAUGCUUCAUAUAUGCUGCUUCAAUAGCAUUACUAUACUUUGUGGCGAUUAUGUAUUCCCAGUUAGAUUUUAGAUUCGUAUAUUCUAACAUUCAAGCUUGUUGGCCUCCAUCGUAUAAAUCUACUGCUGGUGAUUAUGAUAA